GUGGCUGGACAGUCUCAUUUCCAUUGCCCCUAGAGAUCAUGCGCAUGCUGUCGGCGGCGCUUCUGGCCGGCAUCAUUCCAUUGAGGGAAGCGAAAGUGUCUAAUUUGAUUUGAUCAUAUCAGUCAUGUCUCGUUAGCCUUUCUUUUGUUUACUACCUACGACUACCUACGCACUGGAAAGGAGGCACUUGCGUCGUCUGGGGCAGACCAGACCACUACGAAACACACCAAAGAACGGGUCGAACGGUGAGCGAGGCAAGGAGGGCGCCGCCUCUUUUCCACUUAGCGAAUGAGACUCUGGAGAUGCCACGGGUGAAAACAAGCGGCUGUUGUCACAAAGCGCACUAACUAUCACGGGUAUCACGAUUUGCAGGUCACAGCACAAUUGCAUACAGUUACGGAGUAAUUGCGCAUCUAUCCGAUGGGUCCACGUAUUCAAGUGUCGAUUCACCGCAUUCAUAAUGACUGCCACGACAUCCGACACCUCAGUUGUUCACCACUCAGACAGAUAGAUAGAUACCAACAAGGCACCCACCACUGCACUCACUCACUGGACGGUACGAUAUGCAAAUGCAAGCCAGUAUGCAGGCGUACGAGCCGUCACCGACAGAAACAAAAUCACUCGACACACUGAGAUGACUGCAUGUUUCUUCUCGUGGCAACUCAUCACUUGCUUUUUCCGUCCCCGGCGCUUCAAACAAUCUCUUCUCACUAAUCGCCACUGGAUCACGGCAUUCGUUCUUGUCACUUGCCCGAGAAUAGAACAUGGACGGCUUCAUUGACCUGAAGUAAAUGAGCUCCCCAUCAACAACCCGAGAGCUAGAAGGUGAUCAGCGAUUACCCUACCGUCCUUCUAUGCCUUAAGCCCUUUUUCGGUCUAGUCUACCGCUAGAACCAGUGUUCCUGUUUUCCGUUUACACAUCUCAUCAAUAAGUCUGGCAUAAUCUGCUGACGCGGCCGGCGAUCUGGUGUUUCUGGCGGGUUCAAUUUUUUGGACAGUGGACCAGAUCACAGACUCUAUGUACGAGGCCUGCCAGGUCUAGCAGGUACAACGCCCUGGUUGGCUAUGUCGGAAUUAGGACGACUGGGAGGUGAGAUGGCCCAAUCAAGUAGCCUUGGUACCUGGCAGGGAUGAAAGCCCUUACAAGUUACCCCUGGGUCUUUGGUGGAAGCUGAGGUUGAACUUGGACUGAAAGGGUGUGGUGGGCCUGGUCCAUGACCUUGGCAUCAAGUGCUAGCGUGCAUUAGCCCUGGUGUUGAUACCGGUGCAAGCGUUGCUGGUAGCUCGCCCACAUCCCAGUACUGCGCACACAUGCGUUCUGGCCGAAGGAGACGGAGGGGGAUGUGGGAAUUGCAGCAAGGGUCUUGUCCAGCAACCUAGGGAAGCGGUCCUGAACUUGCAGGGGCGUGCGUGCCGGCUUCUGAAUGAGAACGGAAGAAGAGAGAUGAGAGACAUGGCGUCCACACACACACCAGGUUGAAAGGGGACUCAAAGACACACACCCCUUGCUCACCUUAUAACCCUCAAUUCCUCCCUCUUCUGUCUCUCCUCUGACUCUUCACUCCUCAGUCUUUUUGGAUCACGGCCUUUGCCUUCUGUCACUCCUUCACAGCACUACGCUGAUAACACUCUCUUGAACCAACUUACCUUACAAUCCUUAUAAAGGCAAAAGGAAGUAUUCCGGAAAUACAACCGAUUACCAAAAGCCGUCACUCUUCCAACACAACACAACACAACAUAUACACAAAUCACUCAAAAUGAAGGUCUCUUCUUCCGUUGUCAUUCUGGCCGCCGCCCUCGGCGUCUCUGCCCACCCCAGCGGCCACGCUCACCAGCGUGCUCACGCCAAGCGCGACUUCGUCGUUGCCAACAAGCCCGUCACAGUUAUUGAGUACGCUACUCAGGUCGUCACCGCUGAUGCUGCCCCUGCUACCGCUGUCGCUGAGGCUCCCGCCUCUCCCAAGGUCGAUGCCGACACCGUUGUUCCCAAGGCUUCCACCAGCGUUCCCGCCCCUGCUGCCUCCGCUCCUGCUAAGAACAAGGGCAAGAAGCACAACUCCGGCUCCGGUUCCGGUUACAAGGCUUUCUGCGGUGGCAAGAAGGCCAAGCGCGCCACUCUCGAGGACAUUGCUUCCACUGGCAACACUGGUGUUCCCGGUGACUUUGGCUGCAACAUGAUGACUGUCGAUGAGGAUGUCGCCGACAAGUACGACUACACCGUCACCUUCAACAACGAUCACGAUGGCGACAAGGAGUGUGCUUGCUGGAACAAGAUCGGACCUGAUGGCAAGAUCGACGGUUUCUUCGCCCAGAACGUUGCUUUGGAGUUCACUGUUUCCGCCUCCAGCUCACAGGUUGUUGCUUUCGACAGCGACUCCCAGGGUGGCUGCGCUUGUGCCACCUCCAAGGUCCCCACCACAAAAGACAACCUCUGGGCCGGUACUUGGCUCGAGUUCGACUUUGGCAGCAAGCGAAACAAGAACUGGUCUGGCGCUGACGCCUCUUGCCUUGUCUCUGCCGCCGCCAAGCUUGACAUCCCCGGCCUCCGAGUCUGCGACACCUCCUCCAACACUUGCUCUACCAUCAACCCCGGAGGUACUGGCGAGAACGCCUACCUCGGUGGCAUGGAGGCUGAGGACGGUAUUGGUAUCAACACUCCUGCCGAGCAGGUCCGCCUCACCGUCGACAUUGACUACUCCGGUUAAGCUAUGUCAAUCAUAGCUUGUGGUUUAGUUCAUAUGAGAGCUGGGCCUCUGCGUAAAACUUGAUUUUAUAGAAUUGGGCUUAUUCUAUGUAUACCUGGUGUUUACGGUGCUCGGAAUUUAGCCAUCCAGGGCGAUCCUGGAUCUUGGCUUUGGGAUCUAUAUAUUAUACCUUCUAACAUAUAUAUUCAUAGUGUUAUGACAUAUAUUCAUUUCUCCUG
Molecule: messenger RNA, 2923 nt
Organism: Fusarium verticillioides 7600
Lineage: Eukaryota; Fungi; Ascomycota; Sordariomycetes; Hypocreales; Nectriaceae
Exons: 2
Coding region: 1758-2705 (315 amino acids)
Cellular component (GO): extracellular region
Molecular function (GO): IgE binding
Source: RefSeq, a predicted model, not a curated record